AUGGAGACACGGGAAAAUAGGUUGGUUGGAUGUAGAAAUUGUUGCCGGGGAUGUGCAGGUGUCGUCACUAUGACAUUAAUUCGUAGCAGAAUUAAAAACAAGACGUCAAGCGUAGUACCAAUGAUGACAUCAUCAGCGGAAAUUCCAACAACAAAAUCUCACGAUAUCUUUCCAUUAGUUUACAAUUUACAAACAAAAUCUAUGAAAUACAAAAGUUUUGUUUUGUUAAAUACUCAAACGAGUUAA
Messenger RNA from Clunio marinus, 246 nucleotides. The record is from the annotation of a GenBank genome assembly. Lineage: Eukaryota; Metazoa; Arthropoda; Insecta; Diptera; Chironomidae.